AAUUGGAAUAUCAUUAACACGGCUUGUUAAACAGAAGCUCUCACUGCACUAAAAACCACAACUUGGCAAACAAUUAUAUUCUUACACCAGGUGGUUUCUGCCUCCAACACAUUUCUCAGCAAGGAUUCAAGUCUCCGGGACAAUGCUUGCUAUGUGGAACCUAAUAUUUCUGGCAGUCAUUCUGCAGAGGAAAAAUUGUGAUUGUGCUCGUAUUGUAGGAGGUGAGGAAGCUCGCUCAACUCCGUAUAUGGCUUUAGUGAGAACCCCUGGAAAAACUUUUUGUGGAGGCGUAUUGAUUAAGCCUGACUGGGUAUUAACAUCUGCAGAGUGUUUUGUAGAUAAGACGACAACUGUUGAUCUUGGGGUUCGCUCUAUCAAGAAUAUAAAAGACAAUCAAAGACAGCAAUUUAAAGUUGUGAAAAUAAUCGCACAUGAGAAAUUUAAUAAAGAAAAGCAUGUUAAUAACCUCCAGCUUUUGAAGCUUUUAGGUAAAGUGAAUAUAACCAAGGCUGUCAACACGGUCCUUUUUCCUGAGAAAUUUGCUGAAGUUAAGCCGGGCAGUGUCUGUACCAUCGCUGGAUGGGGCAGGACUGACAAUAAAAAACCCAACCCUGCCGACAAGCUGAUGGAGGCUAGAGUGACCGUCAUAGACAGGAAGACGUGUGCUUCCCAGUGGAAACCAAGCGUGAAGAUUACAAAGGACAUGAUGUGCACCAAUGAGAAGGGUGCUGUAAGGGGUUUCUGCAAUGGUGAUGCCGGAGGACCAAUUAUCUGCGGAGGCUUCCUAAAAGGUAUUAUUUCUUUUGGACCCAUGCUGUGCGGGACUUCAAGUGGAGCUGAUGUCUACACCCGUCUUACUAAAGACUACAUGAAAUGGAUUAAAAAAAAGACCAAGGGAAUGCUAUAGCUUUUCAUUUUUUUGGGAUGUGAGACUGUACCAGUGUUUUCUUGUUUUAAGAACCUCAAAGGUUAGAACAAGCUAUCCCUGAUCCAUUGAAUGCAGAACACCUGUUAGAUCGAUGGGGGUCUAACUACUGGGACUCCCCCCCAACUAUGAGAACUCAGGUCCUGUGUCUCCUGUUUAAAUGGAGCGAUGGUCAAGCUUGCUCAUUGCUGCUCCACUGAAAGUGUAAGGGACUACUGGAGAUGGGCAAAGGCUGUACUCGGCUAUCUUUCUGGCAGUCCCAUAGAGAUUAAUAGAGUGGCAGUGCGCAUGCUUCACCGAUUAAUCCAUUCAUACAGGGGCAUUCCUGAAGCCCUUUUCUCAGGAAUGUGCAGCUCAUGACACCCUUGUGGCACCUAUUAAUACAGGGGCAAAGAACCCCCAUUCUCGUGAACAAUGGAGUCCAAUUGGUCGGAUCCCCAUUUUUCUAACAGUUGUACCCUAUUAAGUAGGGACAACUUGAUCUAACUAGAAUAACUCUUUAACUAUCUUGGAUUAUGCUACUCACAUCUACAGUAGUUUUCUUCUACUCUUUAGUUUUAUCAUCUUUAAUUAUGUCAUUGAAGAUGAUGCCUGUGCAUUCCUGUUGCAAUAAAAUAAGAAAUUAUUAAAUGUGUUGAA
This is a messenger RNA of Bufo gargarizans (Asiatic toad), 1564 nucleotides long. RefSeq names its product granzyme A-like. The transcript has 5 exons. Gene Ontology annotation, biological process: proteolysis. Lineage: Eukaryota; Metazoa; Chordata; Amphibia; Anura; Bufonidae. Bases 143 to 907 code for a protein of 254 amino acids. The record is from RefSeq and is a predicted model, not a curated record. Gene Ontology annotation, molecular function: serine-type endopeptidase activity.